Messenger RNA from Annulohypoxylon truncatum, 2160 nucleotides. Its product is annotated as serine dehydratase alpha chain-domain-containing protein. Lineage: Eukaryota; Fungi; Ascomycota; Sordariomycetes; Xylariales; Hypoxylaceae. The transcript has 2 exons. Gene Ontology annotation, molecular function: 4 iron, 4 sulfur cluster binding; L-serine ammonia-lyase activity. Bases 1 to 2160 code for a protein of 719 amino acids. Gene Ontology annotation, biological process: gluconeogenesis. The record is from RefSeq and is a predicted model, not a curated record.
AUGAGCCGUACGGCGGUGAAGCAGCUCAACCUACUUCGCAAUGCUGUUGGCAUAACAUCCCGGCGAGUGACAACCAGGUGGCAGACUAAUACAGUCGGGACGAACCAACUCAGAUGGGGCCGCAUAUCAGCAGGAAUCUCAUCGCGCAGACUACAAACCCGGUAUCUUAGUACGACGCCGGCUAGUCUUAACAGCAACGAAGAUGCGCAAUCCGGAACUUAUAGUGAAACCGAUCACGAGCAUGCCGUUAUCUCGACUUUCGAUCUCUUUUCUGUCGGCAUUGGACCUUCUUCAUCUCACACGGUUGGGCCCAUGCGGGCUGGCGGUAUCUUCGUAGCCGAUCUAGUCGAGGCUGGUCUGCUAGACAAGGUGCACAAAAUACGCAUCUCGAUAUAUGGCAGUCUUGCGCUCACCGGAGAGGGCCAUAUGACACCUUCUGCACUAUUAUUGGGUCUCGAGUCCGCAAGUGUAGAGACAGUUGACACGUCCUAUGUGCCUACUCGUUUUACCCAGAUUAAGAAGGACAAGAAACUUUUCUUAGGACACGGACUACCAGAGGGCAAAGGUAAAGAGAUCGACUUUGACUAUGAGCGAGACUUCAAAUGGGAAUGGGGUAAGAAGUUACCCGUGCACAGUAAUGGAAUGCGCUUCAUGGUAUUCGACGAUCAAGGAACGCUGCUUGCGACCAACGACUUUUUUAGUGUGGGUGGAGGUUUUGUUGUCAAUGGUGCAUUGUCAACUGCUGCUACGGCCGCAGCAGAAAGUCAAGCUGCGGAACUCGCUGCAGCUGACAGCAAAGAACUUCAAACUGAAGGAAAUGGAGGACAUCCAGCUGAUUUAGCCGAAAACCUGUUCUACAAAGAGAUUAGGAGAGCAGACGCGGCGGGAGAUCGUAGGACUGGCUCUGAAAUUAAGCCCUUGGAUGAAGCCGCCGACGAAUCUACGGCUCUAGCUAAUACGAGCCCGCAAAUGGGAACAAAGAGUUCUCCUAUCACAUCCGCAGCCUCAGAGACCGAAGCUGCAGGCACCGAGACCACGUCUACACAACCUCGCUAUCCGUUCCGUGACGCUCGCAGCCUAUUGGCACUAUGCCAUAAGCACAACCUAACUAUUGCACAGCUAGUGUACGAGAACGAAAAGGGUCAUGGGUACACGGAUGACGAGAUCUAUAGGAAAUUGAUGAAUAUCUGGGAAGUUAUGGACGAUAGCAUACUUGAAGGCGUACAAGCACCACUUGAUACCACUCUACCUGGCUCCCUCAAAUUACACAGACGAGCGCCGGCACUUUACAAACGACUAACCAGGGGCCUUUACCCUUCUCAUACCCAGUCACCAAGCUCAGCCAAACUACAUGCACAAUUGACAUCUUCGAAUAACGACAGUAGCCCAACAUCAUCGGCAGGUACAGCCAUAUCCGAGUUACCGAAGAAAGAGGUAGCCGCACUGAACCGGAGAAGCGCUGUUGGCAGACGUGGCCCUCUACGUAUACAUGGCGACGUUUAUCACCCGAUUAGGCCAACGCCUCUUCGCCGCACUACGUUUCCGGCCAUGGAUUACUUAUCCGUCUACGCCAUUGCCGUCAAUGAGACGAAUGCAGCGGGUGGACGGAUUGUGACGGCACCAACUAAUGGCGCAGCGGGUAUCAUUCCUGCUGUGCUCAAGUACACAGUCGAGUUUGUCAGUGACGACGUCGAGCGCGACAUACUCACUUUCCUCUUGACGGCGUCUGCUAUCGGAAUGCUGUACAAGCGUGGUGCAACCAUCUCGGCAGCGGAAGGGGGCUGUAUGGCUGAAGUAGGGGUUGCCUGUUCGAUGGCGGCUGGUGCUUUCGCAGCCUGUAUGGGCGCGAGCCCCGAGGUGAUUGAACAAGCGGCAGAAAUCGGCAUCGAGCACAAUCUAGGACUGACUUGCGAUCCCAUCGCAGGGCUCGUUCAGGCGCCUUGCAUCGAGCGCAACGCCUUGGGUGCUGUGAAGGCCAUCUCAAGCGCGAACUUAGCUCUUAGCAGCGAGGCCGGCACCCCCAAGGUUAGGCUCGACGAUGCUAUCCGUGCCAUGCGGGUCACAGCGCAAGGGAUGCGGAAUGAGUUCAAGGAGACGAGUCUUAGCGGUUUGGCUACAAGCGUGCCUCUUAACAUUCCCGUUAGUCAGCCCGACUGCUGA